AUGAACGUCGAGAAACCCUCCAGUACGCCAAUGGCUCUAGAACCCCUCAACAUCACCGACGAUGAAGAAAAGCGGGCUCAGUCGACUAUUGGACCCGAGACCACCUCCAGUCCUACUACAGCGCCUGGAAUUGCAACAUGGAAGUUGUCCUUAUCCAAGGUGAAUUGGAUUGCAUUGUCCUACACACUCGCCUACAUUGGCUGCACCGCCAUCUUCGCAAGCCUCUCCGAUGUCAUCGGUCGCCGCAACGCCUACCUCGCCGCCUAUGUCAUCUUUCUCGCCUUUUCAGUCGGCUGUGGCUUCGCUCAAUCCCUCGAACAGCUCAUUGCUAUGCGUGCGCUACAGGGAGUCGGUGGCUCGGGCUUGUAUUCAGUGGGCUUCGUUAUCUUGGGCGAGAUCAGUCCGCCGCGCGUGAUUGGUAUGCUGGGCGCAAUGGCAGGAGCCAUUAUUGCGAUGUCGGGCAUCCUAGGGCCAGUGCUGGGCGGUGUCAUUACGAGCUACACAUCCUGGCGGUGGAUUUUCUGGAUCAACGCCCCGAUUGGAAUCAUUCCGUUGAUCCUUUUCGUACUGGUUUGGUCCAACGACGCCCUCAUCCGCGGUGUCAGUCGUCGCAGAUUCAAACAGGUCGACUUCUUGGGCUUCCUUCUCUUGGUCGCUGCUUCCGUGCCCUUUGUCAUUGCGUUCCAGCAAGCCGGCAUCCACGUCCUCAUGAACAGCUCCAUCUGGUCGUCUGCGCUCUUCGUUGCUCCGCUCAUCGUUGGUGUGCUCUGCUUUGCCGCACUCUUCACUUGGGAGUGGUUUAUUGCAAGACGUUGGCCUGACGCGAUUGCUGCACUCUUCCCAAUGCGACUAGCCAAGAACCGAGUUUACAUGUCUGCACUCGCUACAACGUUGUUGAUAGGCUUCCCCUACUUCGUCAUCAUAUACUCGCUGCCAACGCGGUUCCAGGUCGUCAACGGAAAGAGUGCGCUUGGAUCGGGUGUCGCUUUGCUGCCAAUGCUUGGGUCCUCUGCCAUCGGAUCGACUCUCGCUGGUGCGGCGUCGAGUAAGAAGAAUAACACGUUUGCGGUCAACGUCAUUGGUGCUGCCCUCAUGCUUAUUGGAACCGCAACCUUGUCUACACUCGAUAACACUUUCGCCCCCCAAGCUCGAGCCUAUGGUCUACAGGUUUUCGUCGGCUUAGGCUUCGGGUUGACAGUCAGCAAUUCGACUCUACUCGCUGGCAUUGAAUCGGAGCCACGCGACACCGCAGUCGCACAAGGCCUGAUGGCGCAAGUGCGUGUGCUAGGGGGUAGUGUUGGUAUUGCUGCGUCAACAGCUAUCCUGGGCAUCAAAGAGCGUCAAGAGCUUCUCGACUCGCUGAUUGUAGAGGGCGCGCAGUUGGAGUCACUUGCUGAGUCUAUGCGGACCCUUCCUCCCAACAAAGUUUUCGCUAUUCGCCAGACAUACUCAGAUGCUUUCAACGAGACACUUGUGGCUUGCGCAGUUAUCAGUGGUGUGGCCCUCCUGGCGACGCUCGCAGCGUGGCGGAAACAUCCCACGGCUAUGAGAAAUAGAACAUAG
Molecule: messenger RNA, 1563 nt
Organism: Alternaria conjuncta
Lineage: Eukaryota; Fungi; Ascomycota; Dothideomycetes; Pleosporales; Pleosporaceae
Exons: 2
Coding region: 1-1563 (520 amino acids)
Biological process (GO): transmembrane transport
Molecular function (GO): transmembrane transporter activity
Source: RefSeq, a predicted model, not a curated record